AUGGCCACCAGGACCUGCUGGCGCCAGGGCAGGGCCUCUCCUGGCCACACCCCUUCCACAACCCCCCCCACCCCUUUAUCAUCCAGCCACGCCUAUUCCGGCUCAGGCCUCGCCCCCAUUUCUCACCUGUCCCCCCAGAAUCCGUUGGGACCCCCCGAAAAAAAACUCCCGGUUGCCAUGGAGACGCUCAGGCGCUGCUUCGGUGUGCGGACCCCCAGGGGGGGUCCCGUGUCCUAUUCCCGGCACAGGGACCCCCGGCAGGGGGACAAGGACGAGGAGGAGAGGGAGGAGCCAAUCGUGCAGCUGCCAGGCCCCUGGACACGCCCCCAGUGCAGAUCACGCCCCCAGACCCGCCCCUGGCUCCACCCUUGGGCAACCCUGGCCCUGGGCUCGGCCACUGGUUUAUUACUGGGGCUUUUGGUGGCCGGAAUUGGACACGCCCCCUGCAGGGGCGGGGUCUCGGGGGCGGGGCCUCUGCCAGGAGGCUCCACUCCCGAUGGGGUUUGGGGCGGGGCCAGUGCGGAAGCUCCACCCCCUCGGCCCAGCCUGCGGGAGCUGCUGCGGCGCCACCUGGCGGAGGAGAGGGUGGAGGCCUGGGUCAGGGAGGUCAGCGCGGGUCCGCACGGGGCAGGGUCUGGGCGGGGCCGAGCUUUGGCCCAAUCAGUGCUGAGCGCCCUGGCAGGGGCGGGGCUGACCCGGGCCUGGAGCCGCCCCCAGCCCCUCCCCCUCCCGACACGAGGGGAGGUGACCCUGCGCUGGGUGGGGCCGGGGGGGGAGGAGCUGGAGCGGCUCCCGCUGGACCCCGAAGCUUUCUGUGCCUGGAGUGUGUCCGGCAACGCCACGGGGGGGUUGGUCUAUGGCCACUACGGCCGCCCCCAGGACCUGGCCGAGCUCCGGGCCCGGGGGGUCUCGGCCCGAGGUCACCUCAUGCUGCUGCGGCUUGGGAGGGGCAGCCCCGCCCAGAAGGUGGCAGCCGCAGCGGGGGCAGGGGCCGUGGGGGUCCUGCUGUACCCGGACCCCCGGGACACGGCCGGGCCUGGGGGGGACCCCGGGCUGGGGGGGGACACGGCUGUGACCGUGCACGUGCAGGAGGGUAUGGGGGACCCCUUCAGCCGGGGGUUCCCCUCCUUCAGCAGCCGCGCCCCCCCCGGGCCACCCCCGGGGGUGCCCCCGAUCCCCGCCCACCCCAUCAGCGCCAACACGGCCACGAGGCUGCUGCGGGUUUUGGGGGGCCCCCCCGCCCCCCCACGCUGGAUCCCAGGGGGGUCCCUGCAGUUCCUGCCCCCCCCGGGGGGGCGGCGGCUACAGCUGAGCCUGAGGGGGGAGGGGACACGCCCUGGGACCCUCACCAGCGUUUUUGGGGCCCUGGAGGGGCGGCUCGAGCCUGACCGUUAUGUCAUCGUGGGCGCCCAACGCGAUUCGUUGGGGCCGGGGGCGGCGGCUUCUGGUGUGGGCACCGCCCUCCUGCUGGAGCUCGCCCGGUUCUUCGCUGCCAUUGGCCGAGAGGGGUUCCAGCUCCGCCGGACGCUGCUGUUUGUCAGCUGGGAUGGGGGCGAGUUUGGACAUUUGGGGGCCACCGAGUGGCUGGAGGGCUACCCCGACCUGCUGCACACCAAAGUCGCUGCCUACAUCAGCCUGGACCGGGCCGUGCUGGGGGGCGAUCGGUUCGUGGUCAGGACCAGCCCCACCCUGGUGAACCUGGUCGAGAGUGCGCUGGAGCAGGUGGAGAGUCCGAACGAGGGCGGGAAAAGCCUCCUGGAGCAGCUGACACGGCCGGGGCGGGGCUGGGAGAGCGAUGUAAUCCGCCCCCUGUCCCCCGACUCUGGUGCUUUUCCCUUCACGGCAGCCGCAGGGGUCCCGGCGCUGGAGCUCGGCUUCGAUGAGGCCUCUCCCGGUGGCUCCCGUGCUGCUCUGGGGACCCCCGAGGACACUUUGGGGCGCCUGGGGGGGCAGCUGCGUGGGCGGCUGCCGGCGGUGGCCCGGGCGGUGGCUGCGGUGGCCGCACAGCUCCUGCUGCGCCUGGGCCACGAGCCCCGGCUGCCACUGGACCCCGGAGCCCUCGGGGAUGCGCUGGUGCGGCAUACCCCCCAGUAUAACCCGCAUGCCCGGCAGGCGCGGGGCCUGUCCCUGCAGUGCCUGUCCUCGGCCAGGGGGGGCGUCGUGCGCGCGGCCGCCGCGCUCCGUCGUGACAUGUCGGGAUCCGACAGCUCCAACGAGCGCCUCAACCGCGGCUUCAACGCGCGCCUCAUGGCCGCCGAGGCGUCGCUGCUGUCCCCGUUCGUGUCCCCCCUGGUCACCCCCUUCCGUCACAUCCUGCUGGGCCGGGGGGGUCACACGCUGCCAGCGCUGGUGGCCGAGCUGGGGACAGCGGGGACACGAGGGGACAUGAGGACAGUGGGGACACAAGGGGACAGCACGCAGCUGCGUCUGGCCCUGCUGGCCUGGACCUUGCGUGGCACAGCCGGGGCGCUGGCCGGGGACAGCUGGGACCGAGGGGACCUGGGGGACAGGGGUGGCCUUGGGGACAACGGGGACUGUGGGGACAUGGGGGGGACCGAGGGAUACAGGGACAUCGGGGCCAGGGGUGGCCUUGGGUACAAUGGGGACCGCAGAGGGGCUGGGGACACUGGGGACAAGGGGGAGGACUGUGGGGGUGGCCUUGGGGACACGGAGGAUCGCCCCGCCCCUGAGACCCACCCACAUUGA
Molecule: messenger RNA, 2706 nt
Organism: Cinclus cinclus
Lineage: Eukaryota; Metazoa; Chordata; Aves; Passeriformes; Cinclidae
Gene: TFR2
Product: transferrin receptor 2
Exons: 20
Coding region: 1-2706 (901 amino acids)
Biological process (GO): endocytic iron import into cell
Cellular component (GO): external side of plasma membrane
Source: RefSeq, a predicted model, not a curated record